Messenger RNA from Clunio marinus, 363 nucleotides. The record is from the annotation of a GenBank genome assembly. Lineage: Eukaryota; Metazoa; Arthropoda; Insecta; Diptera; Chironomidae.
AUGGACAAAUUGAUCCAUUUGCAAACCGAUUUUAAUUGCGAUGUCUUUUUCUUCAUCUUCAGUCUUAUUUUAUUAAGUAACUUUGAUCAAUCCCAGCAACUCUAUAGAGGUUUUUUGUUACAAUUAGCAAGAUAUCUGGACGAGAAAGUGGAUUCAGCAAAUAUUUUUAUAGAAAAUGAAAGAAAUGAAGAUGAAGAAGAAGAAGAGAGAGAGAAGGAAAAAAGCGAACAAGAAACAUGUUCAUAUAAAGCAUUUGCUUUACAUCUGGCGAUACAUCUGAAAAGAUCUGUAUUAAGUUUCAACAAAGUUGAAGAAGUGUGUGCUAUGUUUGGCUGGCUGGGGUCAGUGAAGCUCUCACUUUAA